Messenger RNA from Medioppia subpectinata, 909 nucleotides. The record is from the annotation of a GenBank genome assembly. NCBI's taxonomy places the organism in Eukaryota, Metazoa, Arthropoda, Arachnida, Sarcoptiformes, Oppiidae.
GUGACGACACCCGUCGAGGAGAACAAGAAGCGCCGCAAUCGCAAGAAGCGAAACAAUGACAAACCGACGGUCAAUAUCAGCAGUACUGUCGUCACAAACAACGGCAACACCAAAAACAACAACAACAAUAAUAAUACAACUCUGGUCUCUAUUAGUAACAAUUCAACCAACAAUAAUAGCAAUAAUAAUAAUAACCAUAAUCUAAAUAAUAAUAAUAAUAAUCAUAUGAAUGGCACGACAACCGCCAUAACGCUGGUGUCGCGCGAGUCGGCCGCCGCUGCGAUCCGUAUGCGCUCGUUCUCGAUGUCGUCGACCGGUUCCGGGGGUUCGUCGGACGGCACGUCGCCGCCCAUGUCGUCGGCGGGCGAGUCGUCGGCGUCGCCAAACUUCCGCAAACUGUUCUUCUCGGACGCGUCGAAACGGGAGAGGCAUUCGUCGGGAUCGAUAUUCUCGCGUCGGGCCGACUACUCGUCGUUCAAUACCCUUCCCCGACAUAAGAUCAACUCAUACCACAUCAAGAUGGAGGACGACGGCAAUCACGGCAACGACGAGACCCGGUGUUUCAUACUGUCGACGCUGUCGGCCAAUAAGAUGGAUCGCACGGCGUGCGUGAUCUGUUCGGGCACCAUGAUCAUCUUUGACCGCUAUCCCCUCAUCGACGGUACGUUCUUCUUGUCGCCCCGACAGCACAAUAAGGCGGCCGUUCCCGUGCAUAUCGAGGGACGGGUGCUCUUCAUGAACGCCGUCUGUAUGGGUUGUCUCGAAGGCUGGAACCGGACCCUCCACUGCAAGUCAUGUCGCGUCCGAUGGAACGGAUCUCAUCUAAUAUUGGGUAUUAAUUUAAUUGCAGCUGGAACCGGACCCUCCACUGCAAGUCAUGUCGCGUCCGAUGGAACGGAUCUCAUCUAA